UCACCACUUAUUGGCCGUAUAAACAAAUCACGUGAUGUAUUUCAAUUGAACAUGCAAAUAGAGACCGCUCGCGCGAAUCGGUUUUAGGUUUCGAGUAAGAUGGGAAGCAAGAAAUUUACCAUUCUCUGCUAGAUUCUGUCCUAGACAAGUCGUUUUGAGAUAUUUACUUAGCUUUUGCUUCGUUCGCUUCGCUUAGCUUGCUUUGAACCACUGUUAUUUCACUUGUGUAAUAAUGGUCUUUUACGGCAACAAGUUCAGCGGGAACUGUGUGAUGAAUACCCUGGAGGGUACUCGUUGUAGGAGGAAGGCACCCCUGCCUGUUGAUGAACCGGAGGAGUGCUGGCAACACCGACAACAGCCAGCCGAGGUCCAGUGCUCUGCACAUAUUGGGCUUCAUGGGAAUGGCAGACGUUGCAGCCGGCGUGGACGUCACUCGCUAGACGAAAACGCUGUUGAACUCUACUGCACGCAACACGUCAACAAGUUGCAUCGCGAGAACGGUCGUGCGGAGGUCGUUCCUGCUCAUCGCCAACAGCAGGAUGAACAGCGUAGGAGGGCGGAGGAGCGUGAGCAACUCCACCCGAGACGAAGGUCACCGCGUCUGGUAGAGCGAGAGAUCGCAGCUGCCGCCGCUGUUCAACUCGCCGCGGAGAGAGAGCAACGUCGUGCCGCCAAUCGGGCAAACCAGAACCUGCGGAGGUCGGCCCGGAUUGCCGCGAGGCGAGGCAAUGUGUGAUUGUAGCCUGGACUGAUUCGCAGAAGCAGCAGGGGGGAGACCGAGGGGGGAUACUGGGUCGAACACUGCUGAGGUUCUCGGGACGUAAACGCCUUGCUAUAGGAGUAGUAGGGAGGAAGCCGAGACGGGUAGUGCAUGGUCACUCAAAACCAGACCCGCUGUACUAUCGUAGUCAAGAAAGACUGGGUGUGGUCAGUCGAGGUAGACGCCGGAGGCCAUUCCCUUUCUUUGACCGCCUGUAAAUUAUUCCAAGAAGAUCAGGCCUCACCGUGGGACGCGCACACACGUCGUAAGUAUGCAGGUAUUUCAAUGUCUACCUUGUGAUAAUAUAUUCCUACUCACCAGAUCAGUUUACCCAAUACCUCCUAAUAGAAGUCAUGUAUACUUUUGAGGUUUGACAUGUAGGUUAUUACAUUGAGAAUUUGUGAAUAUUUGGCUGAAAAUCUUUUUUAAUAUACGUUAUAUUGUUAUAAGGGUUCAGAAGUUGUCUCUUUUUUGUAAGUUUAGUUAUUGGUUUUGCAAUCAUCCAUCUCAUAAAAGUAGUUGUACUGAUAUUUCAAUGUGUAUUAUUUAUUGUUAUAAAAUUUAGUGUUGAGUUUAUAAAGGUUAAGCUUAAAUUAUUAAUAUGACCUACUCGGUGAUUAAUGAGCAAUGUGUAAUUUAAAAUGUGUUCAAUUGACCGAAUGACAGAAUGUUCUUUCAUGUGGAAUGCACGAAAGAAUAAGAAAAAAAGAUGCCAACAAUUAAUAAUGAACUUACAAAAAUGGUUGCAAACUAAUGAUAAAAUACAAUUAAAAAAUAU
This is a messenger RNA of Strongylocentrotus purpuratus (purple sea urchin), 1538 nucleotides long. RefSeq lists its product as uncharacterized. The record is from RefSeq and is a predicted model, not a curated record. Lineage: Eukaryota; Metazoa; Echinodermata; Echinoidea; Camarodonta; Strongylocentrotidae. The coding region runs from base 233 to 736 and encodes 167 amino acids. The transcript is spliced from 5 exons.